This is a messenger RNA of Lotus japonicus, 1874 nucleotides long. Its product is annotated as probable anion transporter 5. Gene Ontology annotation, molecular function: transmembrane transporter activity. The transcript has a single exon. Gene Ontology annotation, biological process: transmembrane transport. Lineage: Eukaryota; Viridiplantae; Streptophyta; Magnoliopsida; Fabales; Fabaceae. The record is from RefSeq and is a predicted model, not a curated record. Bases 202 to 1536 code for a protein of 444 amino acids.
AAACGAAGAAGAAGUGUGCCGUUUUUAACUUCCAAGUUCGUACUCGUUUAGUAGUUAAGACUUAACCACCAUCUCUCUCUCUCUCAUUCAACUGUUGACUCGUUUAGCAAAGUCACAUUCAUCACUGUAAUGUAAUGUAAUGUAAUCAAUGGUUAACAUUUCAUCAUCAUCAUCAUUCAGUUCCACCAUCACUACUCAACCAUGAAGAAACUCCCCGUCCGUUACCUCAUCGUCCUCCUAACCUUCAUCUGCACCUCCGUCUGCUACAUCGAACGCGUCGGUUUCUCAAUCGCCUACACCGUCGCCGCCGACGCCGCCGCCGUCAACCAAUCCACUAAGGGCACCAUCCUCUCCACCUUCUACUACGGCUACGCCUGCUCCCAAGUCCCCGGCGGAUGGGCCGCUCAAAAAAUCGGUGGCCGCCGUGUCCUCCUCCUCUCCUUCGUCCUCUGGUCCCUCACCUGCGCCCUCGUUCCUCUAGAUCCCAACCGCGUCUUCCUCCUCGUCGUCGCUAGGUUACUCGUCGGCGUCGCUCAGGGUUUCAUCUUCCCUUCUAUCCACACCGUGCUCGCGCAGUGGGUCCCCCCGCACGAGAGAUCCAGAUCUGUGUCGCUCACUACCUCCGGAAUGUACCUUGGUGCUGCCAUGGGAAUGCUGCUUCUCCCGAGCUUAGUCAAAUUCCGUGGUCCUCAAUCAGUGUUUGUUGCUGAAGCUGCAUUGGGUGGGUUUUGGUCUUUGCUUUGGUUCAGGUAUGCUUCUGAUCCCAAAGCUACUGCUUCUGGUGCUGGUGAAACGUUGUUACCUGUGAAUAAGAAAGUUGAUGCUGAUCGGAAAAAAGGGUCAUCACUGGAUUCUCAUUCUCAUUCUCAUUCUCAUUCAGCUGGGAGAAUGAGAAUCCCUUGGUUGAAAAUCAUGACUAGUUUGCCUGUUUGGGCGAUUGUGGUGAACAAUUUCACUUUUCACUAUGCUUUGUAUGUGCUCAUGAACUGGCUUCCUACCUACUUUGAAUUGGGUCUUAAGCUUAGUCUUCAUGAUAUGGGUUCUUCUAAGAUGAUGCCUUAUUUGAACAUGUUUUUGUUUUCCAACAUUGGUGGUGUGGUUGCUGAUUACUUGAUUACUGGGAGGAUAAUGUCGGUGACUAGGACGAGAAAGUUUUUGAAUACCGUCGGGUUUUUGGUUGCUUCUCUUGCGUUGAUGGUGAUUCCGAGUUUUAGGACUUCGGGUGGUGCUGUGUUUUGUUCUUCGGUGGCACUUGGUUUCUUGGCGCUCGGGAGGGCUGGGUUUGCGGUGAACCAUAUGGAUAUUGCUCCGAGGUAUGCUGGGAUUGUGAUGGGGGUUUCCAACACGGCCGGGACUUUGGCUGGCAUUGUUGGAGUUGACCUUACUGGGAAGCUUCUUGAAGCUGCUAAGGUUGCUAAUUCUGAUCUUUCGAGCCCGGAGAGCUGGAGGGCGGUGUUCUUCAUUCCUGGGUUUUUGUGCAUUUUUAGUUCUUUUGUAUUCUUGCUGUUUUCUACCGGGGAGAGAAUUUUUGAUUGAGGUAGCCUUACUAGCCUAGUUACUUUCAUGGCUCGGGAACUCUUAUUGAUGAGGGGGUUUAAUUUUUAUUAUAUCUCCUCCAUGUUGUGUCAUUCUUGAUAGGAGAGGUCAUGUACAGAGCUCCAGAGGCAUAACUCUUAAGCACAGUGUUGAUGGUGGUCUAUCACAGCUCUUAUGAUUUUUUUUGUUAUUAUCAAUUCUCCAACUUGUACUAUUCCUAGUUAGUAAAGGUUGCAACCUUGAUUAUAUCUUGAUUGGUUGUUACCUCUCUUUGUAUGCCUUGGAUUAAACUCAUAUUUUAGUAUGAUUAAAAAAUGUGAAUUUCACAUUUUGAGACA